Molecule: messenger RNA, 6077 nt
Organism: Bombyx mori (domestic silkworm)
Lineage: Eukaryota; Metazoa; Arthropoda; Insecta; Lepidoptera; Bombycidae
Gene: Eip63E
Product: cyclin-dependent kinase 14
Exons: 11
Coding region: 1646-3154 (502 amino acids)
Biological process (GO): protein phosphorylation
Cellular component (GO): cytoplasm; cytosol; nucleus
Molecular function (GO): ATP binding; cyclin binding; heme binding
Source: RefSeq, a predicted model, not a curated record
CAUGAAUAGUAUUUACUAAACGAUUAGUAAAUGAAUCAUUCAGACUAUCAACCUUAUUGGUAAACAUAUUUAGGAUCUCCAAACAACCCAAUUAGUAAAUGAUGUAGUAGACAGGACAUUAUUAACGUGAAAGGAAUAGAUACUAACUAAUGUUCUAAAAUUACAAAUGAAAAUUUGAUGUAAGGUAAACAAUAUACAAAUGAUUUAGUAACAUUAGGAAAUAAGUAAGUACUUAAGAAUUAAGAGUUAGAGUACAUUAUGUGUUUAUAAGAAUUGAUAUAUGACUUAGGUGUUAGUGUGAGGGCAUAACAUAACAUAUUAUCAUUUCAUGAUAUUAUAGAGCCAAGCGCAAUCAAUCUUCAAUACCAAGCGCAUAAAAUAUUAUCUAUUCAAAAUAUAACGUAGGGACAACAAUUUAACCACAAAUCUAAUCAUUAAUUACCACUUACUAGGUGGGACACACCUAGUAAACUCUAUUACCGUUAGAAUGCGUCACACUUACAUUAUUGUGCCUUGCUAUUUAUACUUCGAUAUUUAUAGUGCAUUAUUAGAACGUCAUGUCUAUGACUGGUCACAUCAUGACCUCAUUUUAUCGAUUAGCGAUAAUUAUAGUACAAAAGCAUUUAGCAUGAUAACCCUUCUGUUCGAAUAAUCGCUUUGUGGUUUAUCGACAUAAUAAAAAAAAUGUUAUUCUCAUCGCUGGUUCUCUCCUCUUUGUUUCGAUAAAAUUUAUGGUAAACUGUGUAUUAUAGGAAGUAAAAGUUUUUCAGUUAGCUUUUAUAGGAAGACUUACUUAACAGCUUAUUCGAAAUACCUAACUAUUCACAGGUAUAAACAGUAAUCAGGAACAAAUUUUCUAACUCUUUAUUGUUCUUGCAACAGAAUAUUUAUCGUUUUCGUUAUAAUAUUAAAGCACAAACCAAAUUAAUCAGUUGUAUAUACGUACGUUUAUCAAUCAUGAAUUCCUUUCCUUUCUUAUCAACGUCGCGAUUAACAAAGGUCCUAAGAACGAAUACGGAAUUAAUAAAUGUGCCGUGGAACAACUUUUCCAUUCUCGGUCUCGUUUCGUCUCGCAGCUACGUACUUGCAAUGUACAGAAUAAAGUGCAUUCAAUGCAGCCCAAGAAACCGGUCAAGUUAGUGCGGAGAACAAGUAACCGACUGUACAUACACAGGCAUCGGAAGAUAAGAGUAGGUGAACUGGUGAGCGGGCGUUGGCUUCGCUUGUCUGCGCGACGGCGGGUCCGGGUCGGCAAGCAGUAGGCUCUGGCGCUUCGCGACGAAUCAACGGCGUACGCGCAUCCGACGCCACAAAUUAUAAUAAUAUUAUCUAGGGCGUUCUCGUGUCAUAGUUUUCCGUUUCCCUUUGCUUGCUACGGAAGAAGUGUGCACUGUGAACAUCCUGAUUUAACAAUUGUAACGAUUUCGUUCGAAUCUAGGUUUCGUACCAACGAUAUGGCUGCAAAAAUCUGAUGUGCCAAAAAUUUAAUUCAGUGUACUUAUCUAUGUGGGCUAUGUGAUAGUGUCAAGUGAGUGACCGGUAUUGUUUUGAAUCUUUUUUAUUUAAUUUUGCACGUUCGUGUUUCGUGAACGUACCUACUCGGCUGCCCGGAUUUCUUGGAAAUUGUCCGUUUUAGUUUUUGUGAAUGAGUCAGCUAACAGGCGUUGGGAUUGUUAACUUUGUCAACGUGCUGCCCACCAUAUCCGAAGGCGUGACAAUGAGAGAGAAAAGAGGCGGCGCUAUGAGCAAAAUGCAAAAGCUUCGAAAGCGCCUGUCCUUGAGCUUCGGAAGGUUAUCAACGAAAGACGAGUCGGACGGCGACAACGGUGAAUGUCGAGGGCGACAGCAGAACGGCGGGGCCCGGGGGAAGCUCUCUUACAAUGGAUACUCUGAAGAGUGUCUCGAUCGACUGGAGCCUAACGGAAAUAUACCUAAUGAUAAGGACUCCCAUUACGAGUGGAGCGAAGGUGGCAACGGUGAAUACCGUGUCCGAAGACAGUUGUCGGUCUCUUCAGAUUCGAAGCUCCUGGACGAAGGUGCGAGGGAGGAGGCGCGAGUUGUCAUGAGGCCGAAGCGACCUCCCAGACCCAAGAGUGAAGCGUUCCUCGGGCCUCACGAGCAGUCCAGUAGACGCACCAAGCGAUUUAGUGCCUUUGGGGGUGACUCUCCGUUCGGUAAAUCCGAAGCUUACAUUAAACUGGAGCAGCUCGGUGAGGGUUCCUACGCUACAGUAUAUAAAGGUUAUAGCAAUUUAACGCAACAAGUGGUAGCACUCAAAGAGAUCAGACUGCAGGAGGAGGAAGGCGCGCCCUUCACCGCGAUAAGGGAAGCCUCGCUCCUCAAAGAGUUGAAACACGCGAACAUAGUCACGUUACACGAUAUAGUUCACACUAGGGAGACCCUGACGUUCGUCUUCGAGUUUGUGGAUACGGAUCUUUCACAAUACAUGGAGAGGCAUCCCGGAGGACUGAAUCAUCACAACGUUAGGCUAUUCAUGUUCCAACUGCUGAGGGGGCUCUCGUAUUGUCAUCGGAGAAGAGUAUUGCACAGGGACGUGAAGCCGCAGAACCUGUUGAUAAGCUCCCAGGGCGAGCUGAAGCUGGCCGACUUCGGUCUGGCGCGGGCCAAGUCGGUCCCGAGCCACACGUACUCGCACGAAGUGGUCACGCUAUGGUAUCGACCACCAGACGUUUUAUUAGGUAGCACGGAGUAUUCGACGUCGCUGGACAUGUGGGGCGUGGGCUGCAUAUUCGUGGAGAUGAUCUGCGGCGUGCCGACGUUUCCCGGCAUCAGGGACACUCACGACCAGCUCGAUAAAAUAUUCAAGGUGGUGGGUACGCCCACGGAGGAGAGCUGGUCCGGCGUGUCCCGGCUGCCGGGCGCGCGCGUGCACCUGUCCCGCGGCCCCUCCCCCGCGCGCCCCCUCAGCGCGGCGUUCCCGCUGCUGCGCGAGGCGGGGCGCGACGCCGAGCGGCUGGCGGCGGCGCUGCUGCAGCCCGACCCCGCGCGGCGGCUGCCUGCGCACCGGGCCAUACACCACGCCUACUUCGCAUCCAUACCGCCCAGGAUACGGGACCUGCCCGACGAGGUGUCGAUCUUCACCGUGGAGGGCGUGUGCCUGCACGCGGAGGCCCGCCACGGCGCCGUCAAGUGAGCGCCCGCUGCAAGGGACGCUCCUAUUCCUAUAGUCUUAAUUGCGUAACGGCACCGACGCGUCUCCGCGGACCAAACUCGGGUUAGUUCUCUCGUCUAGAAUAAAAGUUGGGCAUCGAAUGCCCCCGCGGCGUCCCCCGCAGGCGCCCCCAUCCGGACCCCCCCUCGGAUCGCUCCCCGUGACUAGCGCUUGUUAAGCUUCCGACGGAAUAUCCAUCCAUUUAAUUCAAUUAUUCUAUGGUGACAAGGUAACAGUUAGGUGACGAGUGUGUGAAUAUAUAUAUAUACAUAAAUCUGUAAAUGUAUAAUGAACGGAGCAGAGUGCCAUUUUAUAUCUAUAAUCGAGAAGAGUAUGACUUAUAAUUUAAAAAAAUAAAUAAAAAAUAUUUUUAUUCUGUGAAAAUACUUAUACGCUCAUAAUUUUGGUAUGAAUUUUUAAAGAUGUUUAUUUAUAAUUCGCAUUAGAGAUUAUUUGUCGUUCUGAUGCACGCGAUACGAUAAUGAAAUUUUAUCGAUACUUCUUCCGAGAUGACUAUUCGAUUUAUCGAUAUCGAUACGUGCGUAUCGAAUAGUUUCCGUAUCGAGUAUCGUUGUAAUUAAACUUGUCUAAUUGUAAUUGCACGCAUUCCAUCCGCGCAUCCAUCAUAAAGCUAUGUUCAGUAAUGCGAAUGAGUGAUACGACGUGAAUUGAUCCGUACAAACAAAAUUGUUUAAUAGCAAAAGACAGAUCUCAAAUUAUUAUCGGAGUGCGGGACCGUCCUACUGUAAAUUAUAUAGUGAUAGGUGAUUCGAUGACUUAUUACUAUAGUACUAGAGUUGUUUUUUUUUUAUUAUCUGUGGAUGAGAAGGGUAGGAAUGGACGUUAGGCUCCGUCUAGACUAAAAGAUUAGUGAAAUUAAACUGUUUAGCGAAACGUAGUGGUCCCUCGCGGCGUAAGGUUAGGGAAGCAAUGUAUGUAACUUGGAAGCACCGGCGCAUUGGCAACUUGUAUGAGAGAGUCCAGAGUAAAUAUCGAUAUCUCAAACAUCUCGUCUCGAUUAGAUUUAGCUGAUCGUCUGUGAUUCGUAAUAGUCUUAGCCGUAUCGAAACUGUAGAACACCAAUUUGUGCCAACGUUUAUUAUGAAUGCUUAAUGAAACAGCGUCUAAUAGUGUUGUAGGUUUAAACUGUAUUCUAGAUUAAAACCAAUUAGAGGCAAUACCUUUGUAGACAUCGGCUAGUGUGAUGGGUAAAUAUUUUAAUCAUAAAUGGUCCUUAAACGCACAUUUUAUCGAUAUUCGUACGCAAUAUUAGUAAUAUUAAUUCGAGAACUACACUAAAUAUGUCGUAAUAUCACUGCCAAUAAAAUCGAUUAUUUGAAAAUGAAAUCGAUUAUUAUUAGUAUCGAGUUGUCAGUGUGCACGGGUACUAAUAGUGAGCGUAGAACAACUUAGGUAGCCACCUUUGUGUACCGAGCUUUAGUACAUUUUAAUUCGAUGAUGAAGGCGGCACUUGUUCGUGCUAUUGAGUUACUGGUGUUUGAUUGUACUGUGGUCACAUCGGUACCAUCGUUAAUAACAGAUUUCGACCUCAUAUCUCAAAGUAGAUUUCACGUUGAGUUGUCCGUGGGCCGCGGCGGUAACCACGAGUGGGCCGUGAGCUCGUUCACCGAUCUAAACAAUGUUUUAAGCAACUAAUUUAUUUGACUUUAUACAAAGUAAAUAAUUGCUUUUUUUUUUGUUUCUUUCAUGUUACUGCAGCGGUAAUAUUUAAUUGUAAAAUGAUUGUAAAUUUUUAGUACUUUGCCAGUAAAAACUGUAAUUACUAUUAAUCGUCAACAUAAUACUAUAAUAACAACGCUAAAAUUGGUUAAAAAAAAUAAAAAAUUGAAACUAAGUGCCGCCAUUAUCAUUCAUACGAUUGUAGAUAAAUGUAAUUAAAUUAAUCAAUACGUUUCCGAACACCAAACACUUAGUACAUAAAAAUUGUAAAUGUUUAAAUGUGAAAAUUGACGCAUAAUUUUCAUUUUGUUUGGAUUGUAAAUGAUUUGUUGAGUUUGUCUGUAUGUUGUUUCGAGUCGGGGUCUCGGUUCUCGGGCACAAGUGUAGAAGAUCAUCUGCGUAGAAAAUCUUCUGCGUAGAGCAUCUUCUGCGUAGAAGAUAAAACAUUAUUAGUUCGAUCGGUCGGCACGCGUUAGAUGAGUUCCAAUUUGAAUCCGAGGCCUCGAUUCUAUUGAAAUUAUAAAUAUUUGGAAAGUGAAUACGUUAAAUCACCCGUUGAAGAGAGGCACCUAACGCACGAAGCGUAAAGUUUACUGUAACACAUUAUUGUUAGGGAUAUGUUAGAAAAAAAUCGGAGCAUUUAUAAACGAAACAUGAUUAUAAUUCUGUUACUACUGAAAUUAUGUUUAAUUUUACAUUUUUAUGUGCCGAUCCAAGUUUAAUGUUUAUAUAAUCGUGACGAAAGGACACGACGCAUUGAGAUUAAACUCUGUUCAUUUUGUUGUUCGUGCCAUUCUUCAAACGUGGCUUGGAAAGAGUCCCCGACGGUAGGACGGGACGGGACGGUGAGGGCGGCCACUUUUAGUCGGAUGGGCCGUCUGCCAAUCCGUUUGCGUGUUCAACUCUUUGAGAGUCCGACAUGUAAAUAUUUGUAAUCGUUUAGUUUAAUUUUGUUUUAUUUAGUUUCCUUUCAGUCUCACAUAAGUUGCCAUGCUGUUUAAAUGAUUCAUAAUAGUAAUAGCUCAGUCAAGAUUUAUGUUUUCUUUUCAAUAUUCGUAGAAUAAUAAAUAAAUGAAUAAUGAAUACAUUGCUUAUUACGAAUUCAAUUUUUUUUUAGUGAUUAUUAUUUUUUGUAUUGUGUAUAAACAAUGUGCUUUUAAUCAUUGAAAUGAAUGUAAAUAUGAUAAUUGAACUGAUAAUAAUAAAAGUUUUUAUUUCUUAAUGA